Messenger RNA from Struthio camelus australis, 4470 nucleotides. Lineage: Eukaryota; Metazoa; Chordata; Aves; Struthioniformes; Struthionidae. The record is from RefSeq and is a predicted model, not a curated record.
UGGCUUUGAAACGUAUGUUGAACUUCAAUGUUCCUCCUGUUAAAAACAGCACAGGAGAACCAGUAUGGAAGGUUCUCAUUUAUGACAGAUUUGGCCAAGAUAUAAUCUCACCUUUGCUGUCAGUGAAAGAGUUGAGAGAUAUGGGAAUCACUUUGCAUCUGCUCUUACAUUCAGAUCGGGAUGCUAUUCCAGAUGUUCCAGCUGUUUACUUUGUAAUGCCAACAGAAGAAAAUAUUGACAGAAUCUGCCAGGAUCUUCGAAAUCAGCUGUAUGAAUCAUAUUAUUUAAACUUUAUUUCUGCCAUUUCAAGAAGUAAACUGGAAGAUAUUGCAAACGCUGCCAUAGGUGCUAAUGCAGUAGCACAAGUGGCUAAGGUAUUUGAUCAGUAUCUCAAUUUUAUUACUUUGGAAGAUGAUAUGUUUGUAUUGUGUAACCAAAACAAAGAGCUUGUUUCAUAUCGUGCCAUUAACAGACCAGAUAUAACAGACACUGAAAUGGAAACAAUAAUGGACACUAUUGUUGAUAGUCUCUUCUGUUUUUUUGUUACGCUUGGAGCUAUUCCUAUAAUCAGAUGCUCAAGAGGAACUGCAGCUGAAAUGGUGGCUGUGAAAUUAGAUAAGAAGCUCAGAGAGAAUCUAAGAGAUGCCAGAAACAGUCUAUUUACAGGUGACACACUUGGAGCUGGCCAGUUCAGCUUCCAAAGGCCCCUAUUAGUCCUUGUUGACAGAAACAUAGAUUUAGCAACUCCUCUACAUCAUACUUGGACAUACCAAGCUUUAGUGCAUGAUGUACUGGUAAGAAUAAACCUGAUCUUAUUACCAAAAAUAUUUUUUCAUUCAACGGAAAGUUCUCCAGCAGGUGCUAGACCUAAGAAAAAAAAUAAGAAGUCCUAUGACUUAACUGCAUCUGAUAAAUUUUGGCAAAAGCAUAAAGGCAGUCCUUUUCCAGAGGUAGCUGAGUCUGUUCAGCAAGAACUGGAGUCCUACAGAGCCCAGGAAGAUGAAGUCAAAAGACUUAAAAGUAUCAUGGGUAUAGAAGGAGAGGAUGAAGGAGCAAUAAGUAUGCUUUCUGAUAAUACAGCUAAGCUAACUUCAGCUGUUAGCUCUCUUCCAGAGCUACUGGAAAAGAAGAGGCUAAUUGAUCUCCAUACAAAUGUUGCAACUGCUGUUUUGGAGCAUAUAAAGACUCGAAAGCUGGAUGUGUAUUUUGAAUAUGAGGAAAAAAUAAUGAGCAAAUCUACUCUGGAUAAAUCUCUCCUGGACAUGAUUUCUGACCCAGAUGCAGGAACUCCAGAAGACAAAAUGAGAUUAUUUCUGAUCUAUUACAUAAGCUCAGCUCAGGCACCUUCAGAGGUUGAUUUGGAGCAGUAUAAAAAAGCAUUGAUGGAUGCAGGAUGUAAUCUUGCCCCUUUGAGCUACGUAAAACAAUGGAAGGCUUUCACUAAGAUGGCUUCAGCUCCAACCAGCUAUGGGAACACUACGCCUAAACCUUUGGGUCUAUUUUCACGUGUUAUGAAUACAGGAUCACAGUUUGUGAUGGAAGGAGUGAAGAAUUUGGUACUGAAACAACAAAAUCUACCAGUCACACGUAUAUUGGACAACCUUAUGGAGAUGAAGUCAAACCCUGAGACAGAUGACUACAGAUAUUUUGACCCUAAGAUGCUCCGAGGUAGCGACAGUUCAGUUCCAAGAAACAAAAAUCCAUUCCAGGAGGCAAUAGUAUUUGUAGUCGGAGGAGGCAACUAUAUUGAAUAUCAAAAUCUUGUUGACUACAUAAAGGGUAAACAAGGAAAACACGUGCUUUAUGGCUGCAGUGAACUCUUUAAUGCCACACAGUUUAUAAAACAAUUGUCCCAGCUUGGCCAGAAAUAAGACUGAAACACCAUUACCUGGAUGGCAGCAUGACAACAAAGAAUUGUUACAACACUCAGAUAUCUCCAUAUCUAUAAUUUUGUCAUUACAUUAAAACUUAAACCGUUCCAUUAAUUUGUUUCUUUUUUUAAAAAAGAUCUGUACUUAAUAUAGUGUAUAACAACAUUUCAGAAAUAAACCUUAAAACCUGCUAUGUUUUUGGUGGGGGUCAAUUUCACAUUACUACUUUCUAAAUGCCAUAUUAGCUAUGGCAUAUGACAGAGCUAUCUGCAACGUUUAGCAUUUUCAGGCUCUUGUAUAUAAUUUUUGUUAGAGUAAAUACAAGAGUUUGAAGACAAAGUCUAUUUUUAGGAGACAUGUUCUUAUUGAAAGGCAGGCUCUCUUUAUUUAACAAAAUGGCAAAGGACAACUGCAUUUUAGGACCACAGCUAAACAGUCUUAGCAUAAGAGUACUACUUCUGUUUGUUGCCUUUUUAAUAUUUAGCAAAGGCCUUAUACUUGUCUUUGGAUUUGUGCAGUCUUUAACUUUAUGGUCUGAAGUUGUACUUGAAGUCACUUCAAUACAAGUUUCUGAUACAGUAAUUUAGCGGUCUUCUCUAAGGUUGAGCAUCUGUAUUUGCCUGCCUGCCUACAUAGUCAGAGUUUCAACCUGUAAAAUUGUGAAAACUUUAAUACUUUUUUCUGCACUUUUUAUUGUAACUGCUUUAACUGUUAUAUUUGGGAAGAAACUAAGCCACACUCAUAGUACAGCUCUUAACUGUUUUAGAGCCAACAUUUAAAAUACACUUUUUACAAUUGCAUUAGGAAGAGCAGGUUUAGGUGUGGGCAGUACGUCAGCGAAUCUGCUGAUAUAAUUAAGUUUUCCCAGUAAUGAUAGCUCUGGAGAGUAUAUGUAUGGAAAUUUAGAAAAGACAACACAAUUACUUUAUAGGGCCUCUCUGCCUCUAGAAAUGUUCCCUCUGAGAAUUGCACUGCUACUGGUGAAGCAAUAAUAAUAACAGUGUAUUCAGAAUGAAGCCUAACACACUCAAAAAGUGAAAAGAAAACACUUAAUCCUUACUGUAUGCAAAGAAAACACUGUGUAUUAACGAACUGUGAAAUCAUAAGAAUUAUUGACUUAGUGUGAAUUUUUUACAAGUGUUUUUUGCUGUAUUCUUCAGAUUAUGUUUCAUGCUAUUUUUGCUUUACAGGCAGUAUUCUUUCCCCAGGUAGAAAUUUUUUAGAACAUCUAUACAAGAAGUGCAGCUGAUCUUUUCCUUAAAAUAGAAGUAUUGCAAUAAAAAUAUGCAUAAUCUAAACCAUGUUAUCCAAAAGUAAUAGUUAUUUAAUUUUCUCAGCAGCGUAAUGCAAGCCACUCUACACUACUGCUCUAAACUACUAACUUCACUAAUGCAAUAAAUGUAUUUAUUCUGAUGUUAAUCAUAGUUCUUGUAUGUGAGCACUCUCCAAUACUUCAGCCAGCUAGAGGUCUCGCUCUGUCAAAUGCGGUUCAUCAUUCCUCUAAUUCCUUAAUAAUAUAAUGUGCAUUAUAAUUACACGUGCACUGUUUGCUAAACAAGGUCAGAAAAGUGCAUUUGGAAAAGAAAAUGAGGUUUAAGGUGGUUCUUGUUUCCCGUUAGAGUUUGUUCCAGGAGUUUGAAAUAACCCCUGGAAAAUCAGUUAAAACAGAGCUUUAGCCUUGCAGCUGACACCCAAGUUCUGGCAAAUCUGUUGACUGCUUUUUUGUCUAGGACUCUCCGAUAUAACAGACCCAGGUAAUUUAUUAACUUCAGAGGAAAAAACUAGCAACUUGAAUUAGCAGUUUUCCAGUGUGACUAAGCACAGAGUUGUUCACCAGUCUGUCCGGCUGAUAGGUGUUUCUCGAUUCUACAGUCAAUCACGGAUGGCUGCUUCAUGCCUAGGUAAUAAUUGGGUUUUUUUCAGCCAGGAAAUGUCAAAAGUACAUAUACUGGACAGUACCUCUGUCCAAAAGGACAGAAUCAAUUUUCUUGACAAAGCCGUAGUACAACCCUACAGAUCUUAUCUAUGUGAGCGCAAGCAGUCUGGGAGCUAAAUCACAACUUACAGAAUUUGCUCAUUCAGGUCUGUGACUGUAAACUGCCAGCCAACAGGACUAUGCUAUUUAUUUAGAUUAUUCAAAUAUCUGUUCAUAAACAACUCAGUCAAACAUGUUCUUACUCACAUUCCCCUUGUGAAAGCACGUACCUGGUGAGUGACAGCCAUAGCUGGUACACGCAGAAGCCCAUCUCGCGCAGCAGCCUGUCUGCAGCACUGGCCAACAUCAGCUCUCUCUGGCAGGUAACAGGAAUGGCACAAGACUAUUGCUCGGAAUUGCUCGCUUCACUUGACAUAUAUAGCAAUAAGGUACCUGAAAAUAAAAUCAUAUGACAGUUGCAGUAUCAACUGCUUCUUUUGAUAGACAGGUGAGAUACAUGCUUUUAUACAGCUUUUACUUGUUCCAUCUUCCUUUGCUCAUUAAAAAUACCAGAAAUUAAUUUAGUUGAAAACUUAAUUUGCAGCCUUUAUAUUGCAUCUGGAGGCAGGUUUAAUUUGUGUCCAGAUUUAUACCUGGUUCUUCAGGUUUGUUGUGUGAACAUGC